ACCAAAUCAACCAAAUAUGGGAGACAUGUGUGCCAAUCCUCCCGCAUCACCAAUCACCUUCAACCAACACAAACUUGUAUUUAAGCAUCACACAUUGGCCAUUAAUUCUAUUCAAUUUGAUUUAAUCAACUGCUAAACCAUAUAGUAAUAUUAAAAUAUACACUCUAUCUGUUCCCAGAUUUAUUUAUUUAUUUCAUAAAAAAAACCCAAUCACUUCAAAUAUGUCGAGCACUCAGUUUAAUGCAGGCCAGUCCCGUGGAGGAACUCAGGCCAAGACAGAGCAAUUUGUGGAUUCGGCAAAGAGCACGGCGGAUUCUGCCGUGCACAAAGCUGAAAACGCCGCCGGAAAUGCUCAGCAAUCGGCCCAACAACGGAGGGAGGAGCAAGGCGGAGCCGCCGGAUUCCUCCAACAGACGGGUGAGCAGGUGAUCAAUGCGGCUCAAGGAGCUAUAGAUGGGGUGAAGAACACACUCGGAAUGGGCGAUCAAAAGAAGUGAAGUUACUUUGAGAUCUCAAUAAGAUUAGUGGAUCACU
Cuscuta campestris is the source of this 534-nucleotide messenger RNA. The record is from the annotation of a GenBank genome assembly. Lineage: Eukaryota; Viridiplantae; Streptophyta; Magnoliopsida; Solanales; Convolvulaceae.